AUGUACAAGCUAACUCGUUUCGGAGAUCGCAAAGCUCAACAAGAAUUUAGGCGCGGAAACACCCUCAUUUUCAGCCAGAACACCGCUUCGUUCACCGAUGUACUGCCCAUGUCAGUCGAGGAACUCGCUGACAGUGUUUGCGUUUUAUUCUGUGCAGGGAGCCCCAACCUUGCGGAGCUGGACAAGUGUCGACCCAUGAUCGUGAAGCAGAGUCGGAUCCACUGCAAAAGAUGCUCAGGUGGUUGAUCAACGAAAGCAAGAAUUCGGCUUACUCUGCCGUCUCCUUUGAUGGCCAUCGCACAGCUCGUUCGACGCAGUUCCGGUGCGCUCAACCCGACCUCUACAGCUUCUACGGCGGUUUCAGCUUCGACUUCGACUUCGGCUUCCGUCUGCGUUGCUCCCCAAGUAUCGGAUCUACAAAUCGCCGAUGGAAACUGUCUCGUGCCCGACGUAGCUUUGGCGAAGGUGGUGACCGCAGAGACAGUGGAACCAACAUCAUCGCUCUUUGAAGGCUACACAACAACGCAUAACGACUUUGAUGAACCAGUAUUCGAACACAUACAUGUGCCGCCACCCCCUACCGACGAACCAAUUCACUCAUGGCUGCUCUUUGAGAAAGCUCUCCGUUAUUUCAACCGAGACAAGCCCACCUUUGUCAUUCCGACAGGCGACGCCCCUUUGUGGGAACCUUCGGACGAGCUCGUGUUCUCAAAGCUGUGGCCACACCUCGAUCCAUUUGGUCUCGUCGGUUUCUGUGUGGAGCCCGACCUCAACAUUUCUCUGGACGAGCAAGUCAAACAUUUGCUCAAUCUAUACGACAGCGAUUUUCGAUGCGACCCGUCUUUCCCAGUCAUCGUCUCGAACAUGCUCCGCCGACGAGAAGUAUUUCGCCAACUCGCUUUUCGGGUCCCCAAUGGCUCGAAUCGCAGCAGCACAGUUCGAAAUCGAUAUGGAUGUUUUUUCUCCGAAAUGGUCAAAGAAUCCCAAGGACACGAAAAGGUACAAGGCAACAACAGAAGCAAAGAAGCAUACCAACCGUAUUCUGGCGGAAUUGCAAAGUGUCCGAGACAAAUUUCACGGCACAACUGCGCAGAUGCUCGACAUGAGGAGUGGGAUCCGCGGAUACGUCAACGCGUUCGGUAUGUACACCCUCUUCGUCACCAUCAACCCAGCAGAUUUACACGCACCGUUGAUGACGAGGUAUCUCACAGCCUUGGGCGCAUCAAGGACAAGUUUCUCGACCAAGCAGAUACCGUUUGGGCCAACGACAAAAAGUCAUCUAAUCGUGGAUUGCAACGCUCUUCCCACUUUGAAAGAUUUGUGGGGGAAUACUGACACUCCAUGCCAUUUGAUUCCCAUGUCUCUCAGCGGUGGACACAUUCACCACACCUAGCCAGGCCGUCUCGCGCCCAAGUCGCUCCCGGAAGUCCCGAUCUCUCAACGUCAACUGAAACCACUUCUUAUAGCUGACUUCGGUGAACGCGCGAUGUGGGUCCCCGGCGCUGACGACCACAUGAUGCGAACACACUCGUCCAGACGCGGACUGUGA
Molecule: messenger RNA, 1549 nt
Organism: Microbotryum saponariae
Lineage: Eukaryota; Fungi; Basidiomycota; Microbotryomycetes; Microbotryales; Microbotryaceae
Source: the annotation of a GenBank genome assembly